Alosa sapidissima (American shad) is the source of this 2948-nucleotide messenger RNA. Its product is annotated as T-box protein VegT-B-like. NCBI's taxonomy places the organism in Eukaryota, Metazoa, Chordata, Actinopteri, Clupeiformes, Clupeidae. The transcript is spliced from 8 exons. The coding region runs from base 476 to 1486 and encodes 336 amino acids. Gene Ontology annotation, biological process: regulation of transcription by RNA polymerase II; cell fate specification; positive regulation of DNA-templated transcription. Gene Ontology annotation, molecular function: DNA-binding transcription factor activity, RNA polymerase II-specific; RNA polymerase II cis-regulatory region sequence-specific DNA binding. The record is from RefSeq and is a predicted model, not a curated record. Gene Ontology annotation, cellular component: nucleus.
AAUUCCAAAAGCCGCCAUGGGGCUGCUUCGUACGUCACUCUGAGCACGGAUAUGCGAACGUGCUUUUAUUUGUUUGUGUGCGUGUGAGAGAGUGUCUGUAGUGAGAAGCAGCAGCAUGGUCAAAGGGCCGUGAGAGUGUCAGCGAAAAGAAAUAUAGCACGGAUUUGCGCUUCCGACAGCUCGAUCCACAAUAGAUUUAGAUGGAUAAGAUGACGCACGAUUUGUGAGCGUCAGCUUUUGAGGAAGGAACUUUGCAGUGUGCAAAUAACCCGUGAUGAGAUGAGAUUCCAUUGCUACCGCUGGAAUCUCGCACCAUUGAUUGGCCUGUGCUGUGCAGUCUGUCUUUGAAUAUGGGCCUCCACCACCACUGAGCUAAAAGUGUUCUUUAAACUUGAGUUUAAAAUUCACACAACAACUUACCAGCUCUCUGCUUCUGCCACAGACAACCGACUCAGUGGCAUGACUGGCUUAGGUGAUGAGCAAGAGGAGGACGUUCUUUCUCUCUCCUUCACCUGGCAUUGUUACGCUGCAGAUAACAACAGAGCACUCUGAUGACCAAGCCUUUGCUCCUGCCACCAAAACUAAGAUGGCCGACCAAUGUGGCAUGUGCACUUUCUGCCCCUCAGAACGCGACAUGGACGGUAAAAUCCACGUCUCCCUGGACAAUGACUCCGUGUGGCAGGAGUUCCAUAGCAUUGGGACGGAGAUGCUCCUGACGAGGGAGGGUUCCCGCAUGAUCCCCUUCUGCCGCUUCAGGCUGACCGGUCUGGCCCCCCACCGACACUACUUCCUCCUCAUGGACUUUCAGCUCGUGAACAAGAGCAGGGCGCAGGGUGGACUGAGUGACACGCACAAGGUGGUCAGCCACAUCUACACACAUCCCUCGUCGCCUGCCACGGGCUUGAAGUGGAUGCGAGUGCCGGUGACAUUCAACAUGGUGAAGCUGACCAGCGACCUGCUGAAUGAUCCCCGCAUCGUGAUGCUGAAGUCAGACCAGCGGUACGUCCCUCGGCUGCACGUGGUGCCCUUUGACCCCAGCAGGGGUCGAACGGUCGACCUUGAUGACCCGGAGACGUGGAUGUUCAUGUUCCCGCAGACAGAGUUCUGUGCCGUCUCGUGCUACCAGAACCUCCAGCUCAUCAACCUGAAGAUCAAGCACAACCAGUUUGACCAUGAAGAGAUGCAUUUAGGCACGUACAUGCAAUCACCACCAGGGGCCGCCCAUGAGUCCAGUGCCUCUCCAUCACCUGAUUUCAACCAUACCAAAAACAAGUGCUUCCUCAGGGCUAAGAAGCCAUAUCUCCCCACUGCUGCUCAGUUGGGGCUCGAGGCAUCUCCAGUGCUCAAGAAGAAGAUGGAUUCAGAGCCGUCAUCACCUGAUGACUCCUCUGUAGUCACGGAAACACCAUCUGGACCAGGGCAAGUGACUUGUAACAUGGCUGUCUCCAUUACCAGUCCAGGAGGCAACUGGGGUAACAGAACCUGAGGAAGCUACUGAAGAAGGUCCAGAGGUCCAGCAGGAGAGUAUUGUGCAGCUGCAGAAGGUGUUGCUGUUGGAUCUGGGGUCUAUCAAACACAGACAGGUCAUCCAUCCUGCUCUGCAACAGGAUGAAUGGCAAACCCUGCCCAGAGGCCAGUCUGCUGGGUCGAAUGGGGGCGCUGCAUUCAGCCAAUCGGCCUGCAGGACUGGUCACGGGCCGGAUGGUGACCUUACCUCAGAUGGAGGCUGAAGAGAGGCCCAGGGCGACGGUCAGAAGGACCUCCAAGGCUCUGAGCUCCUUGGCAGGGUCCUCCCAAACCCCAGACGCUUCCGUGGGGGAGACGGCAGUGUCUGGGCCACUGGUUGAUGCUCUGAGCGGUCCUUAGCUUGUCCACAUCCCUAUUGGUUCUCCUGAUAGAGCUGCUGCUCCUCCUGCCCCCGCGACCCUUGACCUCACCGUUCCGGCGACCCCUGCCCCGAAGGUUGUUCUGCUGCCAGUGAGCAAGGUCACUCAGAAGGACGCCCUCUACUGCCAACGCAAUGGGCAGCUGUUCCAAGUGUUCCGAGUGCAGAAUGUCACGUCCCGCAGCAAUCAGAAAGACAUGACGUACGUCCAACCCAACGGUCAGAAGGUCGUCCUGGUGCCCUUGACGACGCACCAGGCCAAGCUCAUACCUGCCCCUGGGUCUGCACUCACCCCAUCUCCUGUUCCAGGCACUCAGAGUAGCCUCCCUAUACCCGGUGGGGAAGUUGGAGGAGAUGGUGCAGCUCAUGCCCAUGGAGUGUAAUUGGCGCAGCUCAUGCCCAUGGAGUGCGAUUGGCUCUCUGCAGACUAUCCUGAUGACCGCUCCGAGUCACUGACAAAGAAUGCUGAGCAUGCAAACAAGACACACAGUGGAUCAAACCGCAAACAAGGCAGGCCAGCCAAGCAGACCAAAGUCCAUAGCCACCUGCCCUAAGCCAAGAACGCCUCUGACUAUCUGAGGCCACCGAACCCAUGUCAGGGCUCCACCCCGAGCAUCUUCAGCUGCAGCGCCACACACACACACACACACACACACACACAGAGGGAAGAGCAGGGCACAACGGAGAUGAGAACACACACACACACACAGAGGGAAGAGCAGGUGACGGUGAUGAGCACACACAUACAGACAGACAGACGGAAGAGGAGACGACAGCAGAAUCCCCCCCCCCCACACACACACACACACACACACACACACACACAAAGAGGGAAAAGGAGGGGGUGGAGAUGAGUGGACGCACUACAGGUCACCAUAUUGGGGGCUUCCUUGUUACGGUUACCAGUACUGUACCUACUGACAAGUGUAUAUGUAAGUGCCUUCAGGGAUGGUCAUGAUACAGGUCUUUUCUUUAGACUCCAGACUUAUUGUAAAUUAGUUGUAGAUUGUAUUGUAAACCAGAGACAUUUUUAUCACGCCUUCUGUUAUCAUAAAGGACAUGA